Molecule: messenger RNA, 1234 nt
Organism: Rhineura floridana
Lineage: Eukaryota; Metazoa; Chordata; Lepidosauria; Squamata; Rhineuridae
Gene: KRTCAP3
Product: keratinocyte associated protein 3
Exons: 6
Coding region: 274-978 (234 amino acids)
Source: RefSeq, a predicted model, not a curated record
UAAGCACCUGGGGCUGAUCCGCGCCUGAGCACUCGCGUCAGCUGACUGGGCCGCGCGCCCGCCUUCCCCCCGCCGCUGCCAAAUGCCAGGCGCCGCUUUGCGCUUUCCGUGUCGCUCGUCCAGGCUGAGUUUUCCGGUGCAACACGCCUUUCUCUCCAGACAGCCGACCGUUCCCUCCUGGGCUGCCUCCGCGCUCCGCUUACAGCAAAGCCGCACUGGGCGGAGUCCUCAGUCCCGCCCCAGGGCGGCCGCAAGUCCGGAUCAGGAAGCGGGAUGGGGCGCGGCGGCGGGUCCGAGGCGGGCUGCAGAGCCCAGCGGUUAGCUCGCAGCGGCAUCUCGCUGGUGGUCCUGGGCCACUUGACCUUGGUGCUGGGGGCCAUCGUCCACGGCGCCCUCCUGCGCCACGUGGCCCGGCCCGCGCACACCAUCACAUUGGAGUACGCCGUGGCUAAUGUCGUUGCGGUGGCUUCUGGGCUCUUGAGCAUUGCUGCCGGCGUCCUGGCGAUCCUGGUGUCCCGGAGCUUCUCCCACCGUUACCUGCCUUGGAUCCUGGUUGUUAUCGCCCUGGCAAAUGUCCUGAUCUCAGGAGCCUGCUGCGUGGGGCUGGCACUUGCCAUCUCCCUCACUGUUGUCAACAGUGGCCGUCAUCUCUUUACCGGUUGCAACAGUUCUGCCCUUCCAGCUGAUGCCCGCACUGUGAUAACAAACGAGUGCCCUUUUGACACUACCCGCAUCUAUGACACAGCCCUGGUCCUCUGGCUUCCUUCCUUGUUGAUGGCAGCAGUGGAAGCCGGUUUGUCUGCCUGGUGUUGCAUAGCCUCCCUCUCUCUCUGUGGAGUUGGCCCCUCUUCAGCCUCCUACAAAGUGGCCCUGCUUCAGGCAGCUGCCCCACAGGAGGUGGCUGCUGAGGAAGGCUCUGAAGGGGAGCCUCACCACCAGCCUCUGGUUGAAAUGGACGAGGAAGAGUGCUGCCUUUGAGAGUGGAGGGAAGAGAGUGACCCACUUUUGCUGCUAGACUGUCCUUCAUGUUCUUGCACGGACAGAUGGGCUUGUGUUCAAGGUGCAGAGCUGGCCAGGCAGGAAUCUCUCCCAAAUUGUUUUUUUUAAGUGUUUUUAAAUUUGUAUAUUUGUUUUUAAUGUUUUUAAUUGUAAACCGCCCAGAGAGCUUCGGCUAUGGGGCGGUAUACAAAUGUAAUAAUAAUAAUAAUAAUAAAAUCCAACUGGUACUCCUCAA